Molecule: messenger RNA, 451 nt
Organism: Mercenaria mercenaria
Lineage: Eukaryota; Metazoa; Mollusca; Bivalvia; Venerida; Veneridae
Product: methylthioribose-1-phosphate isomerase-like
Exons: 3
Coding region: 41-451 (136 amino acids)
Molecular function (GO): S-methyl-5-thioribose-1-phosphate isomerase activity
Source: RefSeq, a predicted model, not a curated record
ACUGCUCCCUAAUAAACGUGUGGACCUCAGUCCUCUUUAAAUGAAAAUGACACUUGAAGCAAUAAAGUAUCGCAGAGGACAGCUGGACAUUCUGGAUCAGUUACUGUUGCCCUCCCAGUCGGUGUAUAUAUCGGUGAAUGACACCAAAGAUGCAUGGAAUGCAAUUAAGAAAAUGCAGGUGCGUGGUGCACCAGCUAUAGCUAUUGUUGGUUGUCUGAGUUUAGCUGUGGAGCUGAUUGACACAGAGUUCACAAAUUCAGAUGAUGUUGCCUCAUACGUGGCAUCCAAACUGCAAUAUCUCGUGUCCUCUCGUCCUACUGCUGUCAAUAUGAAGGAAGCUGCUGAUAGGUACACAAGUCUUGUGAAGAAACUUGCCAUGGAAAAUUCUGCUACAGUUGAGAGUGUAAAGAAAAGAAUGGUAGAGGAAUUUGGCAAAUUUUUAAAAGGAUGA